CAUGCCGUUUUAGAUAAUCCUUCAUUCCUUGCUUUUUGAGCUUCAAACACAAGCUAGCUACCCCCUCAUCCCUUCUUUUCAAAACCCUAAUUCCUCUUUCUCCUUCCAAUCCUCAUUCCACCAGAUCGGCUUCGCUUCUUCCUCAGGAGUUAUGUCUUUUGCACGGAAUUUUCAAGCAGAAGAUCGUAAUUUACAUAGUGGUCACUGGUCCACCUGUGAUGGAAACAACUUUGGCAACAACAAUAGGAAAAGAAGCAGGAACAAUUAUUAUAACAGGAAUUUUAACAUUUACAAUGACAACCGGACAAAUUUUGGGGACCAUGGUUGCACCUUUAAUUUUUACAUGGCUGAUCAUGCUAAUUAUGUUAGAUAUGAUGCUGUUGCGUCAUCUUUGAAAAGGAGAAAAUAUCCUGCCCCUGUUUGGCAAGAAAGUCAGAAAUACUAUGUUCCACCCACCAUCCAUGACAAUAACCCUUCAUCAUGUAAUUUUCUAGCUCCUCCUUCAAGAUCUGAUGGUGAUGCCUCUACUUCAACUAGCUGUAAGCUCGACUGCUCUAUUUUUGAAGAUGAUAAACCUGUUUUCAUGUCAAGGGAGGAGAUUGAUAGACACUCUCCAUCAAGAAAAGAUGGUAUUGAUGUACAUCAUGAGACACACUUGCGCUACUCCUAUUGUGCCUUCCUUCAGAAUCUUGGAAUGCGUCUUGAGCUGCCUCAAACCACCAUCGGGACAGCUAUGGUUCUGUGCCAUCGUUUCUUUAUUCGACGAUCACAUGCUUGCCAUGACAAAUUUUUGAUUGCUACUGCUGCUCUUUUUCUUGCUGCGAAGUCAGAGGAAACUCCACGCCCGUUGAACAAUGUAUUGAGAACAUCCAGUGAAUUUCUACACAAACAAGAUUUUUCUUUGAUAUCCUACCGAUUUCCUGUUGAUUGGUUUGAACAGUAUCGUGAACGGGUGCUUGAGGCUGAACAACUGAUACUUACUACUUUAAAUUUUGAACUAAACGUGCAACAUCCAUAUGCACCUCUUACCUCUGUUCUUAACAAAUUGGGUCUAUCAAAGACUGUUUUGGUGAAUCUGGCAUUAAACUUGGUCAGUGAAGGGUAUCCUAUUUGUUGGUUCUGCUAGGCUCUUAUGUAACAAAGUGAGAGUGACUGGAAUAAUAAAACCUAGUGUAGGAAACAGGACAUGGGGCUUUGGUUGUUAAAUCUCAAGCAAUAGAAUGCCUUGAGGUCUGGAGAUCUAGUGGCUUGGAAGAUACCUUGGUGUCUCCCCUUCUAAAUUUUGGUUCAAAAUAGUGUUGAUUCUCUCAAUAUUAUGCUUUAGCCCAACUUCUGUGUAGCUAUACUGUCAUGGGAUAUUGAUUGUUUUGGCAUCCAUAUAAUUGCAGGAUCUUCACAAGAUUAACGUGCUGGCUUGUAUGAUAUUCUUAUCUGGCGGAUUGAUAUGCUGUGCAUCAAAAGUUUUGUUUUACAUCUGAAGUUGAACUGCUGAUGUCUAAUGGAUUGCUUUACCUUGAAUAUUUCCCUUCAACUUUUCUUUCGGCUACCCAAGAUAGCCACAAGAGCCCUAAGCCCCCAACUCAGAUUUUCUCUCCAACCUCAAACACCUUGUAUAUGCUGAUUCAUUAGCUAAAUGGGCUCUCUAUAAUUUUAAAUAUCUUGAGUUGAAACUUGAAAGAUCAUAAAAUGACCUGACAAUCAAAAACCAUCAAAAAGAAAAGAGAGAAGCGACCAGUCUUAAAUUCAAACAUGGAAAGAAUCUUGUUCUGAAACAAAUUUUGAUUAAUAAUUACUCAUUAAUCAAAAUAGUUUAAGAUUUAUUACCAUGACUACUAAGCCUAGGAGCUGACUGAUGUCCUAACAGCUCUCACUGUUCCAAUUAACACUAACAACAUGAAAAGUCAGUGUCUCUAGUACUAUGUUUUUGCUUUUUUUCCUUUUCUUAAAUGAAAAGAAACCACUUGCCAGUAUGUGUGUAUUGAUCUGGUGAGAAAAUAGUUACUAGGAUAAACUUGCUGAUAGAAUUCUCUCUUUCAAAGUGUUUCCUUUGUGGUCAGUAAUAUAAUUGCCAAAUUUUGGGUUUUUGAAAGGUUUCUUAGUUUCCCCUUCAUUUCCAACCCCAUUGAAUAUUUGGGUAACUCAAAACGAAUUAGUUUAAUCAAACUUGAUUCUUUUUUCACAGGUGUUUUAAAUUUGGUUGUAAUUCUGUUCUAUUUUCAAUCCAUAAGAUGUUUACACUCUAUCCAAUGAUUUGUUGAUGUAUAUGGAAAAAAGUUUGACUAUGAAACUACCUAAAAAAUCAUAUUCUUAAAUGAUGUGUGAAAAAUGAUUGGAUGAUAUUGUUCAAAAUUUUAUGUUAAAUUAUAUGAAUAUAUGUUGACAUUUAUUCUAAUUUUAACCUAACAAUCUCUCUCUCUCUCUUUUCUAAAAAGAUCAAAUAUCUUGGUCCUUUUAAUGCCAUCUUGUACAAAUCACCUGUUGAAAAGUUUCUCCUUUGUUUGUUCACAUUAUUGUCUGUAAUGGGAAUGGAAACUUUAAAAUUUGUAUGGCUUUUAUUUGGAACAGAAGAAGUUUGAAUUUUUUAACUCAAAAUUGUUAACUUAUCUCACGUAGUGGGACAAGUCUUUGUUAUUGUUUGUUUGAUAACUCAAAAUUGUGAGAAUUCACUUCCUUGUAGUGAAGAGCAAAUAAUUUGUUAGUUUUAACAUUAAUGAGGGUGUACUCUUUAUAGGUGGCCAUUGUUAUUUAUAAUUUUGAUAAGCUCUUCCUUCAUGUUAACACUUGGGUUGCAGCCAAAGUUAUUGAAAAUCUGACACGAGAAGCCAUUAAGUUAGAUACAUGUGUUAAACAUUUGAAGAUGUCUUAAAACUUAUAUAUAUAUUGUCAGUCAAUAAAUUGUCUUAGUAGUAACUUUGAUUAUAGGAUCAUACUUUGUCCUUUAUUUAUGUAGUAUUUCUCUCCUAGCUAUAGAAGUUCUCAAAUUGUUUGUUGAAUAUAAUUAUGCUCAUGUUCUCCAUUCCCCUCGGAAAAUGUAAUACUGAAGCUGACUCACUAUGCUUUCAUUCAUUUGGCAUCUAGUAGUCUUUUUUUAUUUUUUUUUAUGUCAGCCUUAGUUCUUUGGAAAUGUUAUUGGCUGGAGAGGUUGAUCUUUAUUUAAAUCCCUGCAUCUUCAUGAAAUAUCAAUACCAAUGGUACUAGUGUUAUAUGUUGGUACAGUGGGCCUGCUAAAUUUCAAUGGGGAUUAUAUAUGAAAGAGCUUUGAUUCCAUCUGAGUUGAAUUACUCAAAUGUUUGCACAACUUAAAAUCCUUCUUUGUCAGUUUGUGGGGAUGGGUUGUGGACAGUGGCUCUCUUGUCAUUACCUAAGGAAAUUUUGUACUAGUCCUAUUGGUGUUGUGCCAAGCAGCCCUUCUUUUUAUCCUUCUCUUCUCCAUUUGGAUUUACAAUUAAUAUUUUCAUUGCAUAAGAAAAGUAAUGUACUUCAUUGCCUGUGCUCAAUCUUGAAGGACAAGGAGGAUUUGAAAAGAGGAACAUUUUCUUUCUCCCGUUCUAUUUUGUUACGUUCUGUUUUAGUCCUUGUUUCACUAAAAACAGGCCAGUUGGUAUUUAGGUGGAUGUGAUGUAGUGGUUCUGUUCAGCCUACAUACCUUGUCAUAAGCCUACAUACCCUGUUCUGCAAAUUUGUACUUUUUAAAAAUAGUACUAGAUUGGUUAGGGUUUGGUUUUAGUAGUAUCCCUUCUUUUGAUGGAGAGCCCCAAGUCCCUUUAAUCUCCCCUCAGAUCACAAUAAGGACCUCUAAGUUGAAAAAAAUAGAAAGUGCUUAGAACAUGGGACAUAUAUGUUCUUGUACCUUCCAUGUAUGCUUUUUGCAUCAAUUUCUUCUUUUUGGGCAAGGGAAAUUCAAAAAUUCUUUUCUUUUCUUUUCUUUUUUGAUGUUUUAUAUUAUGUAAUGAUUUUUAAAAUUGUAAUUUACACAAUUACAC
Molecule: messenger RNA, 3983 nt
Organism: Cajanus cajan (pigeon pea)
Lineage: Eukaryota; Viridiplantae; Streptophyta; Magnoliopsida; Fabales; Fabaceae
Product: cyclin-T1-3
Biological process (GO): regulation of transcription by RNA polymerase II
Molecular function (GO): cyclin-dependent protein serine/threonine kinase regulator activity
Source: RefSeq, a predicted model, not a curated record